AUGAGUUCGGCCGGCGCCCUCGCUGCCGACGCGACGGAGGCGGCGCGGCUCGAUUGGUGCAGGCUCGCGGCGGCCGCUCCCGCGGACGGCGCCGCGUGCCGUGAAGAGCGGCUCGAGCAGAUGCGUGUCCUCUCGCACCAAGACCCGUCCGAGGCGGUGCGGCACGCGGCGCAGCAGGCCCACAUCGCUCUCGCGAGCCUGCAGGCGCACAUCCCUGCAUGGGGCUCGCCACCCGGCAGCAGCGCAUCUCCCGGCGACGGCGGCCAAGCCCGCGCAGCGGCCGACUGCUCGCCCUGCGCGGUCGGCCGGCAGGGCGGAGGGCCGGGCCGCGGCGCUGUCGACGCCUUCGCUCUCCGCGGGCGCCGCGGCGCGCUCGACCUGCUCCAGGGCGACGCCGUCGGCAACAACCCCCGCCUCUCCGGCUCUGGCGCAGGCUACCAUCAAGAGUUUGAUGUGCCGCAGGAUGCGACGGCCCUCACGCCGCCAGCGCCAGGAGGAGGCGCCGAGGCGGCACCGGCCGCAGCACUGGCACCGGCCGCAGCUCUGAAUGCGGCACCGCCUUCCUCUCCGUGGGCGGCAGCGGCAGCGCAUCGCGCUCGCGCGCGUGCUGCUGCGCCCGUCGCGCUAGACGAGUUCACCGCCGCACUCGACCCGGCGACCGAGGCGGCGCUGCUCGACUCGGUGGAGGAGGCCCUCGCCGGCAGGACGCUCCUCCUCGUCACGCACCGCAAGUCGGCGCUCCGGAUCGCCGACCGUGUCGUCGAGCUCGGGCCCGCCGGACGCGUGAUCAGCGACUCGUCGUCUGCUGCUGGCGGGCGGACGCCGAGUCUGACUGGCAGUCGUGACUCGGCAGCUGGUCCUCCUUCAUCCGAACUCAUCGAGCAGGCGGACGCCGAGAACGCGCGGCAGCUCGCUGCCCUCGGAGCGGCGGCCGGCCGCACGUACGUGGCGAACGACACGGGCAGGCCGGCGCAGCUCAAGCAGCUCAGGGACGGGUGCAUCGUCCCCACCGACCUCGAGCUGAAGCCCGGCGCCCUCGUCAUGCUCUGCAAGAACAUCGACCAGGCCGCCACGCCCGGCCCGCCAGGGGGGGGGGACCCAGACACGCUUCCGCUCUCAGCGGGCCUCCCCUUGCUCUCCUCUCUAGGCUUCCAGCCGGCGCGGGUCCAGCCAAACUCCGACGUCGCCGCGGCGCCGCUCGAGGCCCUCUCCCGCCUUGCGAUGCCCGCCGAGCUGUCGACGUGA
Messenger RNA from Emiliania huxleyi CCMP1516, 1245 nucleotides. RefSeq lists its product as hypothetical. The record is from RefSeq and is a predicted model, not a curated record. The transcript has 6 exons. NCBI's taxonomy places the organism in Eukaryota, Haptophyta, Isochrysidales, Noelaerhabdaceae. The coding region runs from base 1 to 1245 and encodes 414 amino acids.